Messenger RNA from Pungitius pungitius (ninespine stickleback), 2042 nucleotides. RefSeq names its product dynein regulatory complex subunit 3 (gene drc3). Lineage: Eukaryota; Metazoa; Chordata; Actinopteri; Perciformes; Gasterosteidae. Gene Ontology annotation, cellular component: cilium. Bases 146 to 1702 code for a protein of 518 amino acids. The transcript has 13 exons. Gene Ontology annotation, molecular function: protein binding. The record is from RefSeq and is a predicted model, not a curated record.
UUAUGUUUUUGGCGUACUUGAAUGCAGCUUGAAGACUUCUGGUUGCUAUGUUACAGUGUUGCAAACAACGUUGUGAGUUUGGAAGGUUUCAUCAUGUUUUGUAGCGGCUGAAAUAUUUUAGCUCAGGCUCAAUUCUGUGAUAAUCAUGGAUAAAGGGAUUUUUAUGGAUGAGGAGAUACUACGGAAGGUAAUAAUGGAGCAAGCGGCUCAAGAUCGGGUUGAGUGUAUUUUCAAGACGGAUGGAAUCCACUUCAAAGAAAUCCCUAAACUACGGCUGGAAUACAGAGACAUCCGGAUGAUCAGCCACUUAUGGGACUUCACAUCUUUGUCCAGACUGGAUUUGAAUAACAACCUCAUAGAGAAGAUUGAAGGCCUGGACGGUCUGGUUAAUCUGACACGGCUCAAUCUGUCAUUCAACAAAAUUGAGAAAAUUGAAGGUCUGUGGUACUUGCAGAAACUUGAAUUGCUGAAUUUGUCCAACAACAGAAUCUCUGUUAUUGAAAACAUGGACACACUUGAGAAACUCACUCAUGUCUUCAUUGCAAACAACCUCCUUGGACAUUUGGAAAACGUGGUCUAUCUCAGAAGGUUCAAGAACCUGUUCACCGUCAACUUACAUGGAAAUCCUUUCUCUAAGAAAGAUGAUUACAAAUAUUACAUCGCCGCAUACCUUCCGGACUUGACUUGCCUAGACUACAGAUUACUGGACGAGAAGACGAAAACGGAAGCAUCUAAAAAAUACUGCCAUGUCCUCGGUGAGAUCAAACGUGCGGAGCUGCAGAUGCAACGAGCCGAUGAGGUUGAGCAAAGCCGGGCAGCUGAAGUCAAAUUACACUUGGACGCCUUUGUGGAGUUCCUGAAUGGCUCCUCUCUGUUCGAUUGCAUGCUGAAAGACGAUCCAGUGGCAGAGACACUACACCGUCGGCCUGAAGUGGCUCAUCUGCUUCAAACAUUUGAACGCCAAAUGGUGGCGCUGUGUAUGCAGUUAUUUGAAACAGGUUUGACAGAAUAUAAGCGAAGACAGAUGGAGGUGGACUCCUUCUUCAGCGGUCAGAACGCGGCCGUGACACACUACCAGCAGCAAGCGUCGGAAAUAGUGGCAAGUUUUGAGCAGCAACACAAAACGAGGAAAGCAGAAUUGCAGCAAUUAUCAGAGCCGGACCUCCUGAAGGUCAAGAUCAACCACUGCAAAGAGGAAAAAAAGCAACUCUGUACCAGCCUCAUGGCACUAGAGUUUGAGCUGGUCCGCCAGCAGGAGGAUAUCAUCAAAAAGUUGGACAGCAACAUCGCGGACAUGAUUGGUAACUUCAAUGAAACUGCUCACGGGAUAUUUGCGCAAUGUCGAGGUCUGGAGGAUGAUUUUCAUAAGAAUCUGCAGGUGAUUGUAGAAACUCUGAAGAAUGUGGACAUGGACAACCGGCAUGGGGACAUGCUCGAUCAUGACCAAAUGGUGUAUGGAGACGCAUUGAUGGAUGCACUGGCCACCAGCCAUGAGAACCACCUGCUGAAGAUCAAUGAACGGGAGACUCAGCUGAUCACAAGAGCCGAUGCCUGGAGAGCUACCCUCACUAAAGGGAUUGAAGAAAAAGAACUUCGAAGGAGCCGCCUUCGAAUCUCAGACAUCCACAGAUAUGCAGACUAUUUGUGGGAGCAGCUGGAAGAUUUGCAUUUGGCUAUACACAAUGAAACACGCACAACUUGACAAGUAAACGUGAAAGUGGAUCACAUCACUCCAGUUCUGAGGUCCAACAAAUAAUUUACUUUAAAAUCCUGCUGUUGGUUUAUAAAGCGCUGAAUGGUUUGGUGCAGUACAUUUCAGAACUAAACAUGGGGAAUAAGUGUUUAUUAUUCAUUAACUUCACUGCAACUCGUAUUCUAUUAAGCUUGUUUAUUUUAUUUCAAUGUUUUAAUCAGUAUACUUGUUUUUAGAUCUAUUUUUCUUCUACCCCAUGUUUCAAUGGUUUCCUGUGUGACCCUUUGAAUUUCCUUGUUGUUGAAAUGUGCUAUACAAAUAAACUUGUCUUGCCCUGAAUAACGUGACA